GUAAGCUCCGUUUGGCCGCUAGUCAUCUUGCGUCGACGGGCAGUGUCAGCUUGCGCCAAAAUGCAUUCAUCCCGUCUGGAGUUUCAGUGGACGCAGUAAUCACCCCGCUGGGUACUACUCCUCCCACGCUGAGUUCACUGGCAUCCAGUUUGAAUCAGUCGUCUAUCGGUUAUACUUCAUUGCCUUCCGCACACAUGGUCGCCACAAAAACGCAUCAUUCGAUCUCCCCCGGGCAAUCAUCCGCUGCUAUCGGUGGCAUUCUGUCACAAGUAGCGAACAUUCAGUCACAGGCGAUGGGAUCUCGCCCAACCGGCAGUUCCGUGCCUCUCGGAGUUGUGAUGAACAACGUGCCACAAGUGGUCCAGCUUAGCACGUUAGCCAAUCAAUGGCUUGGUCCGGAAACCAAUCAGACUGUGUGCACCCUGUGCCCGGAAGCGAAUUCUCUACUCCAUUUGUUCGGUGCAUGGCUUUUUGAAGCCUCGGUUGCAGGGGUGGAAAAGGAUUUGAACAGUAAGUCGAAACAUUUUCUCGACUGUUGCUUUUUUUGUUCCUCUACUGUCAAUUAA
Molecule: messenger RNA, 566 nt
Organism: Echinostoma caproni
Lineage: Eukaryota; Metazoa; Platyhelminthes; Trematoda; Plagiorchiida; Echinostomatidae
Source: the annotation of a GenBank genome assembly